AUGAGUAAAUUUCUUAUUUUAUCAGGGCCAAAAGCUUUAUCUGAUUUUAGAAUCAAUAAUUUGAUUCAAGAUAUUGAAAAAAAAAUUGGUCAAUCAGAUAUAAUUGAUAAAGUAAUUGGUUCAUUUACUCAUUAUAUUUCAUUACAACAACAACAAAAUGAUUUAACUGAUAAACAAUUGGAACUUUUAAAAAUAUUAUUAACUUAUGAUAAUCCUCUUGAACAACAAGGUCCAAAUUCAUCAUUGAAUGAAAUUUUAAUUAAAAAUUCCACAACUAUUGAUGGUAAAUCUAUUGAAUUACCUAAUGAUACUUAUUUGAUACAAAUAUUACCUCGAUCAGGUACAAUUUCUCCUUGGUCUUCAAAAGCUACUGAUAUUGCUCAAAUUUGUGGAUUGAAAAAUCAAAUUGAAAGAAUUGAACGUGGAUUAUCAUUAUUAAUUAAAACUAAAAAUGGAUUUAAAUUAGAUAAAAAUAUCAAUGAUUCUUAUCCUAUUGAAAAUCUUUUAACUUCAGUUUUCGAUAGAAUGACUCAAAUUAUUUAUUUUGGUAAUAAUGUCCCACAAUAUAAUGAUUUAUUUGCUCAUCAUUCACCAAAACCUUUAAUCACUAUUGAUAUUAUUUCUGAUCUGGAAAAUUUAAUUAAAGCUAAUAAACAAUUAGGUUUAGCUUUAGAUCAAGGUGAAAUUGAUUAUUUAAUUAAUGCUUUUAAAGAAAUCAUUGGUCGUAAUCCAACUGAUGUUGAAUUAUUCAUGUUUGCUCAAGUUAAUUCAGAACAUUGUCGUCAUAAAAUUUUUAAUGCUGAUUGGACUAUUGAUGGAAUUCCCCAAAAAUUAUCAUUAUUUAAAAUGAUUAAAAAUACUCAUGAAAAAACUCCUCAAUAUACUAUUUCGGCUUAUUCUGAUAAUGCUGCUGUUUUUGAAGGUCAUGAAGGUUAUAUUUGGACUCCUGAUUUUAAAACUAAACAAUGGAAAUCUAUUAAAGAAAAAGUUCAAACUUUAGUUAAAGUAGAAACUCAUAAUCAUCCUACAGCAGUAUCACCAUUUGCUGGUGCUGCAACUGGAUCUGGUGGUGAAAUUAGAGAUGAAGGUGCUGUUGGUAGAGGUUCUAAAUCAAAAGCAGGUUUAUCAGGAUUUUCUGUUGCUGAUUUAAAUAUUCCUACUUUACUUCAACCUUGGGAAAGAAAUGUUGGUAAACCAAAUCAUAUUGCUUCUUCAUUAGAUAUUAUGUUAGAAGCACCAAUUGGAUCAGCUGCUUUUAAUAAUGAAUUUGGUAGACCAGCCAUUAAUGGUUAUUUCCGAACUUUAACCACUGAAGUAGAAAAUUGUCAUGGCAAAAAAGAAAUUAGAGGGUUUCAUAAACCAAUUAUGUUGGCUGGUGGUAUGGGAGCAAUUAGACCUGAUUUAGCUCUUAAAGAUACUAAAAUCACCCCAGGAGCAAAAUUGAUUGUUCUUGGUGGUCAAUCAAUGUUGAUUGGAUUAGGUGGUGGUGCUGCUUCAUCAAUUUCUUCUGGUGAAGGUUCAGCUGAUUUAGAUUUUGCUUCUGUUCAAAGAGGUAAUCCAGAAAUUCAAAGAAGAGCUCAAGAAGUUAUUAAUACUUGUGUAUCAUUGGGUAAAUUGGGAAAUCCAAUUCAAUCUAUUCAUGAUGUUGGUGCUGGAGGAUUAUCUAAUGCCUUACCAGAAUUAGUUCAUGAUAAUGAUUUAGGAGCUAAAUUUGAAUUAAGAUCAAUAUUAUCUUUAGAACCAGGUAUGUCACCAAUGGAAAUUUGGUGUAAUGAAUCUCAAGAAAGAUAUGUUUUAGGAGUGGCACCAGAAAAUUUGGAUUUAUUUGCUGAAAUUUGUCAACGUGAAAGAGCUCCUUUCGCUGUUGUUGGGGUUGCCACUGAAGAACAACGAUUAAUUUUAACUGAUUCUUUAUUGAAUUCAACUCCAAUUGAUUUAGAAAUGUCAGUAUUAUUUGGUAAACCACCAAAAAUGUCUCGUACAGCAUUUACUCAAGAUUUAAAAUUAACUCCAUUUGAAACUUCCAGUGAUAGUACUAUUACAUUAGAUAUUGGUGAAUCUAUUGAUAGAGUAUUACAAUUACCUGCUGUGGGAUCGAAAAAUUUCCUUAUUACUAUUGGUGAUAGAUUUAUUACGGGAUUAGUUGAUCGUGAUCAAAUGGUUGGUCCUUGGCAAGUACCUGUUGCUGAUGUUGGGGUCACUGCUACUUCUCUUGGUGAUACUAUUUUAACUACUGGUGAAGCUAUGGCUAUGGGGGAAAAACCAACUUUAGCUUUAAUUUCUGCUAGUGCAUCAGCUAAAAUGUGUGUUGCCGAAUCUUUAUUGAAUAUUUUUGCUGCUGAUAUUCCUUCAUUGGAUCAUGUUAAAUUAUCAGCUAAUUGGAUGUCAGCAGCAUCUCAUGAUGGUGAAGGAGCUAAAUUAUAUGAAGCUGUUCAAGCCAUUGGUAUGGAUUUAUGUCCAGAUUUGGGUAUUUCGAUCCCUGUGGGUAAAGAUUCCAUGUCAAUGAAAAUGAAAUGGGAUGAUAAAGAAGUUAUUGCUCCAUUAGCUUUAACUAUUACUUCCUUUGCUCCAGUUGAUAAUACUUCUAAUACUUGGACUCCUCAAUUACAAAAUGUUGCCAAUGAAGAAACUAUGUUGGUUUUAAUUGAUUUGGCUGGUUCUGAUGAAAUCAAGAAAUCUUUAGGUGGAUCUGCAUUAGCUCAAGUUUAUCAACAAGUUGGUAAUUCUGCUCCAACAGUUCAUUCACAUAAGAUUUUGAAAUCAUUUUUAGAAACUCUUGUUGUUUUACAUAAACAAUUUGAUGUUUUAGCAUAUCAUGAUAGAUCAGAAGGUGGGUUGAUUACUACUGUAUUGGAAAUGGCUUUCGCAGGAAGAUGUGGAUUAGAUUUAAAUGUCAAUGGUAAACAAGAUGUUUUCACUGAAUUAUUUAAUGAAGAAUUAGGAGCAGUAUUCCAAAUUAAAUCUAAAGAUUAUACUAAAUUCCAACAAAUUUUCUUAGAUAAUGGAAUUAAUGAAAAUUUCAUUCAAAUUAUUGGUAAACCUAAAUUUGAUUCCAAACAAAUUAUUGAUAUUUCUUUUAAUGGUACUCCAAUAUAUUCAUCUACUCGUAGUCAUUUACAACAAUUAUGGUCUAAUACAUCUUAUCAUAUUCAAAAAUUAAGAGAUAAUCCAAUUACUUCAACACAAGAAUAUGAUGCCAUUAAAGAUGAUAAUGAUCCAGGUAUUUCAUAUCAAUUGACUUACUCACCAAAUGAUUUCAAAAAGUACUCUAAACAACCUAAAGUUGCUAUUUUAAGAGAACAAGGGGUCAAUUCUCAACAAGAAAUGGCUUGGUGUUUCCAACAAGCUGGAUUUGAUGUUUAUGAUGUGACAAUGUCAGAUAUUUUAGAAGGUAGAACCACCUUGGAUGAAUUUGUUGGGAUUGCUGCUUGUGGAGGAUUUUCUUAUGGUGAUGUAUUAGGAGCUGGUGCUGGUUGGGCUAAAUCAGUUUUAUUCCAUGAUAAAGCUCGUGCCGAAUUUAAAAAAUUUUUCCAAGAUAGAACUGAUACAUUUGCCUUUGGUGCUUGUAAUGGAUGUCAAUUUUUAAGUAGAAUAGCUGAAUUAAUCCCGGGUACAGAAAAUUGGCCAACUUUUGAAAAAAAUUUAUCAGAACAAUAUGAAGCUAGAUUUGUUAUGGUUGAAAUUGAUUCUCAAUCAAAGAAUAAUUCUAUUUUCUUACAAAAUAUGAAAGGAUCUAAAUUACCAAUUGCAGUUGCUCAUGGUGAAGGUAGAGCUCAAUUUAAAACUUCACAACAACAACAAGAUUUCCAAUUGGAUGUGAUUCAUUAUGUUGAUAAUUAUGGUAAAAUCACAGAAAAUUAUCCUUUCAAUCCAAAUGGUUCACCAAAUGGUAUUGCUGGUAUUACUAAUUCUAAUGGUAGAGUAUUAGCCAUGAUGCCACAUCCAGAAAGAGUUUGUAGAAAAGAAUCAAAUUCUUGGUAUCCAAUUGAACAAGGUAAACAAUGGGGUCAAUACGGUCCAUGGAUUGAAUUAUUCAAAUCUGCUAGAGAAUGGGUUGGUGAUAAUUAG
Molecule: messenger RNA, 4068 nt
Organism: Candida dubliniensis CD36
Lineage: Eukaryota; Fungi; Ascomycota; Pichiomycetes; Serinales; Debaryomycetaceae
Gene: ADE6
Product: phosphoribosylformylglycinamidine synthase
Exons: 1
Coding region: 1-4068 (1355 amino acids)
Biological process (GO): 'de novo' IMP biosynthetic process
Molecular function (GO): phosphoribosylformylglycinamidine synthase activity
Source: RefSeq, a predicted model, not a curated record